CACCCCGCUCCGCGCCGCGGCCCCCCCCGCCGCCGCCGCCCGCCGCCGCCGCCGCCCCGGUGCCCGCGCGGCCCCGCCCGCCCGCGCGGCCCCGCGCAGCCCCGCGCAGCUCCGCAGUCCGGCGCAGCCCCGGCCGGGAGAAGAUGGCGGAUCGCGCCGAGAUGUUCUCGCUCUCCACCUUCCACUCGCUCUCCCCGCCGGGGUGCAGAAAAUUUUGGUUUCCAUGACACCCUCCUUCCUGACAGGGAAAUGGCUCGGUUUAAUUUUUUUGACCAGCCUUACCCCAGUAUUUUUCGUGAGCGGUGGGGCAGCCCUGGGCUUGCCUGUCGGACCGUGAACAUCGUGCUGGCAGGCCCCCCCAGGACAUCAGCCUGGAGGAGUUUGACGACGAGGACCUGUCGGAGAUCACGGACGACUGCGGCAUCGGACUCAACUACGACUCGGACCACUACGAGAAGGACUGCCUGGUGCUGGAGCGCAGCGAGCAGCCGCACCCCGUGUGCACCUUCCAGGACGACUUCCAGGAGUUCGAGAUGAUCGACGACAACGAGGAAGAGGAGGAGGAGGAGGAGGAAGAGGAGGAGGAGGAGGGCAACGAGCUGGAAGCCCCGCCGUCGCCUUCGGCCUCGCCCAUCCCCUCGCCCGCCGUGGAGGAGACGCAGAAGCACCGGCCCACCACCCUCAACCUGACGGCUCCGGGCACCCAGGACUCCCUGAACAACAACGGCAGCUACCCGCCUCCUGCUCCCGCGCAUCGCACCACGUGGCAGGACGCCCUUCUCCACUCCUCCUCCUCCUCCUCUUCCUCGCACGCUGGGCACGCGUCUCCGCACCCCUGCAUCCAGGACGGACCCUGCCCGGAGAGCCGGAGGGGCCCGGGGCCGAGUCCCGGCGAGGCCGCCCCAGUCCUGGUCCCGGUCCCGGCCCCGCGGCCGCCCGCCCGGUACGACGCCGAAGGCAACAGCCGCGGGCCAACAGCCGGCGGUCACCCGCCGCCCGCGAGCGCCGGGGAGGAUUACAACAUGAACAUCAUCUCCGCGCCGCCCAGACCGCCGCUCUCCCCGCCGUGCCGCCGCCAGCCGCCCCCCGCGCCGCCCCUCUCCCCCGCCGGCUCGGACCCCCGGAGCCCCGCGGCGCCCGCUGCCGAGCCGGAGCCGCCAGCGGCCGGCGGCGGGGGGAGCCCGGCGGCGGACGCCCCCCCGGCCCCCGCGGAGCGACGCGGCACCCCGCCGUCCGAGGAGGAGCCGGGCCCCGGAGCGCCCGCCGGCCGGGGCGCGGGGCGGGGGUCCCGGCCGCCGGGCAGCCACGCGGGGCUGGCGGAGCCGCUGAGCUCCGAGGGCGAGGGUCCCCAGCGCGGCCGGGCGGCCAGCGUGCGCGGGCGCCCCUCGGGCUCCUCGGAGACCACCUCGCCCUCCUCGGACCCCGGCAUCGAGGCCGACCUCACCAGCAGGAACUCCAAGCCGUUCCUGCCCUGCAGCCGGCACAGCGAAGACCUCAGCUCGCCCGGCUCCGACUCGGAGGUGGAGGGGGAGAUCGAGGCGGCUUUCGCCUCCGGGCGCCUGGUCAGCAACAUGAUCUCCUCCAUCUCGGAGACGGAGCUCGACCUGAGCAGCGACAGCAGCAGCGGCAGGUCCUCCCACCUCACCAACUCCAUCGAGGAGGCCAGCUCGCCCACCUCGGAGGCCGAGCUGGAGACGGAGCUGGAGGCACCGGGCGUUAUGGGCAUCAAGGACUCCCUGCUGCUGGACAAGGGCAAGGAGGAGGAGGAGGAGACGCUGCAGCGGGAAAUCCCGGCCAGCGGCGUGCUGAGGAGGGAGAGCCUGGCCCAGCUGAAGACGGAGGGUUACUACGACAGCCUGAACCCGGAGGACUCCUCCGCGCCCCUGGACCAGACCGAGGUGUCUGCCUCCAGCCCCCUGGACCUGAAGAUCGACCCGGACCACAGCCUGGAGAGCAUCCGGCGCUCCUUCUACCUGCCCGUGGGGCCCAAGCUCAUGCCCGAGGCAGACGACGAGGACAACAGCGAGUACGACUCCGACUCGGAGUCGGAGCCCGACCUCAGCGAGGACUCGGACUCGCCUUGGCUGCUCAGCAACCUCGUCAACAAGAUGAUCUCGGAGGGCUCCUACCCCAUCAAGUGCCCGGACGAGUGCUUCCAGCAGACCCACUCGCUCUGCGACACCAUCUCCCCCGCCUCCGACCUGGAGCCCGAGCUGCUGAGCGAGGCGCUGGACGGGGAGCCGGGCUUGCGGGACUCCCCGGUGAGCGAGGCGGAGCCGGCCGCGCUGUCCCGCUCCCAGCGCAGCAUCGAGCUGGUGGACAUGGAGACGCUGCGCAGCUCCCUGCAGCGGGCCGAGGACGCCGGGACGGAGCCGGCGCUGGAGCCGCCCGCCGACGACCCGGGUCCCUACCUCUUCCUGAGCAACCCCACCAACGACACCAUCGCGCCCGCGUUCCCGGGGCGUCCCGUCGCCGUCGACCGCCUGGGCAGCUCCGAGGUCCUGGCCGCCUUCGGCUGCCGCACGGGGCCGUCCCGCGCCGUCCCACGCGGCUCCCCCGGCAGCACCGCCGGGUCGGAGGCCGCCCCCGGGGAGCCCCGCGCCGAGGGAGAGCCCGCGGGCGGCCCGAAGGACUGGGCCGUCGACAAGGACCUGGACUCGGGCAUCCUGGAGGACAACGACAUGAUCGACGACGUCCGGUUAGAGCCCCUGGGGCAGGACCCCGACGCCUUCCCUCCCGCCCUGGACGUCUCCACCGCCAAGACCAACCGCUGCUUCACCAUGGCCUACUCCACGGACGAGGACGAGGCGCCCUGCCCGGGCGGCCCCGGCGGCUCCCCCUUCCCCGAGGACCCCCGGGGCUUCGCGGGGGACCUGCCGCCGUCGCCGGCCCCCGGGGCGCCGGAGCCGCGGGCGCUGGACGAGUCGCUGGCCUACGACUCGGUGAAGUACACGCUGGUGGUGGACGAGCACACGCAGCUGGAGCUGGUGAGCCUGCGGCGAUGCACCUCGGCGCUGAGCGACGACAGCGACCUGCUGCGCGCCUGCGACCGCUGCGACCUGGACGACGAGGCGGCCUUCGGGGACGGGCUGGCGGCCCCCGACGCCCAGAGCUCCUCCGAGGACUCCUCGCCCGAGGCCGACCUCCAGUUCUCCAAGAAGUUCCUCAACGUCUUCGUCAACAGCACGUCCCGCUCCUCCAGCACCGAGUCCUUCGGGCUCUUCUCCUGCAUGGUGAACGGGGAGGAACGGGAGCAAACCCACCGGGCCGUCUUCAGGUUCAUCCCGCGCCACGAGGACGAGCUGGAGCUGGACGUGGACGACCCCAUCCUGGUGGAGCUGGAGGAGGAUGACUACUGGUACCGGGGCUACAACAUGCGGACGGGCGAGAGGGGCAUCUUCCCCGCCUUCUACGCCCACGAGGUGGUCGGCCAAGCCCGCGACGUUAUAGGCCUCAAGAGAAACCCGUGCUGGGUGGAGCGGUUCAACGUGCAGUUCCUGGGCUCCGUGGAGGUGCCCUACCACCAGGGCAACGGCAUCCUCUGCGCGGCCAUGCAGAAGAUUGCCACCACCAGGAAGCUGACGGUGCACUUGCGCCCGCCGGCCAGCUGCGACCUGGAGAUCACGCUGCAAGGCAUCAAGCUCAUCCUGACGGUGAACGAGUACAGCCGGGACGAGGAGUUUGAGCGGUGCAGCCACUUCUUCCAGAUGAAGAACAUCUCCUUCUGCGGGUGCCACCCCAGGAACAGCUGCUACUUCGGCUUCAUCACCAAGCACCCGGUGCUGAGCCGCUUCGCCUGCCACGUCUUCGUCUCCCAGGAAUCCAUGCGGCACGUCGCCGAGUGUGUCGGACGCGCGUUUCAGGAAUAUUACCAGGAGCACCUGGAGUACGCCUGCCCCACAGAGGACAUCUACCUGGAGUAAGGGGGCGAGCCGCUGCGUCUCCUGCUUCCGCGCCCCCCUCCAGCCCCACAGCUGGCCAGAGACUCUGUCCGACCCCACGACCAGCCGGCUUGGCCCCCCCCGCACAUGCUCCAGCCCACGCCCCACGGACUCACCGCGCAUCCUCGCUGCUUCGCCGGGGCCGGGGCGCCGUGGGGCGCAGCCAGCGCCGCCCAGCCCCACACGCCGCCCCCUGCAUGAGCAAAGCCCCGCGGGGCCGGGGCGGCCCGGGGGCCGCGGCGGGGCCGGGGCCGCGGCGGGGCCGGGUACCGCGGGGCGAUGGAGCAGCGCCGGGACGAGCAUCUCCGGCCGCCCGCGGCCCCCUCGCCCCGGCCGUCGCCGCCAGCCCCCCGCCGCCUGAAUGUAUCUGCCCCACGCGAGGAAAGGCUGCCCCGGCGGGGGGACCGGCGGGGGGGCCGGGCCGGGAGCCGGCCCGCAGCACCGGGCGCGCGGCCGCCCCGCUCCUCACUGCUGUGCCUGGUGAUUUCUUUUGCUUGCCGGCCCCGUAUAUCCAAUCAGUGCUAGUUUAGUGACGGUAACUCCACUCCGCUCUAUGUACCGAUAUUUAUCUUGUAACGAAACAACAAGAGGAGUCCUGAGCAACUGUAACUUGUACAAAACCCUGGUCAAAGGUUCUCCCCUCACUGCCUUGUCAUCCAGUUGGUCUUUCAAUAAAAUAUAUGCUUGGUGUGA
This is a messenger RNA of Dromaius novaehollandiae (emu), 4634 nucleotides long. RefSeq names its product mitogen-activated protein kinase 8 interacting protein 2 (gene MAPK8IP2). Gene Ontology annotation, cellular component: cytoplasm. Gene Ontology annotation, molecular function: JUN kinase binding; MAP kinase scaffold activity. Bases 534 to 3923 code for a protein of 1129 amino acids. The record is from RefSeq and is a predicted model, not a curated record. The transcript is spliced from 13 exons. NCBI's taxonomy places the organism in Eukaryota, Metazoa, Chordata, Aves, Casuariiformes, Dromaiidae. Gene Ontology annotation, biological process: regulation of JNK cascade; JNK cascade.